Frankliniella occidentalis (western flower thrips) is the source of this 7576-nucleotide messenger RNA. RefSeq names its product collagen alpha-1(I) chain. The record is from RefSeq and is a predicted model, not a curated record. Bases 859 to 5808 code for a protein of 1649 amino acids. NCBI's taxonomy places the organism in Eukaryota, Metazoa, Arthropoda, Insecta, Thysanoptera, Thripidae. The transcript is spliced from 8 exons. Gene Ontology annotation, cellular component: nucleus. Gene Ontology annotation, biological process: regulation of transcription by RNA polymerase II.
CCGGGCCGGCCAGCCAGGCCGGUGCGGGGAGCGGAGCGAGUGAGCGAGCGGCAGCAGCGCUGAGUCGAGCCGAGCCCAGCCGAGCCCAGCCGAGCCAGCCGGGGCGCGCCGGGCCGGGCCGAGCCGAGCCGGUCGGCGGUGGAGGCAGCGUGCUGCGGCAGUAGGCGAGGAGCCGCGCCGGAGGUGGAACCUCGUGCUGCCCGUACCGACGACGGCGCCGCGCGCUACCGCACCGCUCCAGUGGAUUACUUCAACAACAACACCACCGUCAAACGUGCGGUGCAAGUGAACGACAAGUGCUUCCUCAACCUGGAUAUCAGUGCAGUGCCUCUGUGUGUGUCUGUGUGCAUGUGUUGUCAAGUCGGAUGCAGUGAAAAAUUGUGAUAUAAUAUAUAUGUAACGAGCCAGUGUCUUGUUUAUCCCCUUGUGGAAAGAAAAGAAAAGCAAAAAAAGUGGUGGAAAUUAUCCACGAGUGUUGUCAGUGGUGUGGUGUGGAAAAGAAAGCAAAUAAUGAAAUAGUGAGUGUGUGAGUGAUCUGCCCCAGCCUAUUGGAUACGCUUUCGUCGGAUUAUUUGUGGCUUCACUUUUGUGAGACUCAAUGUCUCGCCUGAAAACUCGACUCGGCCUCCUCUAACACUGGGAUUAUUUCAGCACAAGCCUGGAGCCCAUGUCAGAGAAACAGGGUGAGUUCCUGUGAGACCGUGGAUCUUAUGGAACUUACGUUUCUGCUGAUAGGUGCCUUGUGGGUCAGACGGCCGUGAUGUCACCCUCCACACCUCGCCCACUUGGCCCACUUGCCGUCCUACCCUGGCCCGGGGAUAAGAUGGUGGUGGGUGGGUGGGCUCGGUGGGUCGGCGUAUGGCAGGCCCAAUGAGAGAGCGCCCGGGGGACAGGGAACCCCCUGCCAACAACUUCGAAUAUGACGAACAAGAGUGGGACAUAGGCAUCGGCGACCUCAUCAUCGACCUGGAUGCCGAUAUAGAGAAGAGCAACGCGAGCGGGAUGGCGUCGACGGGGGGCGGAGCGGGUGCCAAAGGCGGCAGCGCCAAGCUGGCCGUCGAGCACUCGGCCACGGUCGACAAGGGCCUUAAGAUGAAGAUCAAGCGCACCAAGCCCGGCACCAAGACUUCCGAGGCCAAGCACGAGAUAGUCAAGUCCAACGAGCAGCACAACGGCAGCGACCUGGGGGCCGCUGCGCAGGAGGCCAAGCAGGGCAAGCACGGGGCGCCGCCGGGGAGCGGGAGCCCGGCGUCGUCGGGCAAGAGGGGCUCGAGCGGCCACCGGAGGGACAAGGUGAAGGACAAGUCCACCAAGCCGAGCAGCAGCAGUAGCGGCGGCGGCAGUAGUAGCAACAGUAGUACCAGCAGUAGCAGCUCGUCGAGCUCGAGUAGCAAUAGCAACUCGACGCCGAGCAUGACGGCUGCCAUCCUCCCCGACGUGAACGGCGUGGCGAUCGUGAGGCCGCCCAGCGCCGCGGCGUCGCCGCUGACUACGGCGUCCACCACGACCACCACCACCUCCCUCAACAAUGUGACGGCAUCGACGGCGACGACGACGACGGCGUCGGCGUCCUCGACGACCACCACCAACUCCACCUCCACCACCUCCUCGUCUUCGGCGUCAGCGUCGUCGUCGACAACCACCUCCACCACCUCCUCCACCCCCUCCACCACCGCCACCUCGGCGGGCUCCUCGACGCCCGGGCAGGGCUCGCAGGCGCCGCCGCGGACGGCGGUGUUCACGGGUGCCUCGGGACCCGGGCCACCCCUCACCCCUAGUAAACACAACGACGCGGACAGCGACCGGCCGCCUCCCGCCAAGAAGUCAAAGGCAAACUCCGAGCCCAAGGAGCUGGUGGACAUGUGCGUGGGCACGAGCGUGGGCACCAUCACGGAGCCGGACUGCCUGGGACCGUGCGAGCCGGGCACGAGCGUGACGCUGGAGGGCAUCGUGUGGCACGAGACGGAAGGAGGGGUGCUGGUUGUGAACGUGACAUGGAGAGGGAAGACUUACGUCGGCACGCUGCUGGACUGCACGCGGCAUGACUGGGCUCCGCCGAGGUUCUGCGACUCGCCGACCAGCGACCUGGACGCGCGCACGCCCAAGGGGCGCGGCAAGCGGGGUCGCGGCGCGGCCAACACGCCCGGCAGCGACCUGUCCAACUUCACCGAGACGCGGUCGUCGGUGCACAGCAAGCUGCGCAACGGCGGCGCCAAGGGCCGUCGCGGCCCCAACGGCCAGACGGUGGGGUCGCCGACGCAGUUCCCGCCGCCGCGGAUCGACAACAAGCGCAAGAGCAGCCGCACCGGCGAGGAGGAGUGCAACGGCUCGGCGUCGUCCGCCAAGAAGAGCAAAGGGGGCGCGAGCGCGGCCAGCGGCAGCCCGCCGCCCUCGCCCGUCCUCCUCGAGUGCCCCGAGCCUAACUGCAGCAAGAAGUACAAGCACAUCAACGGCCUCAAGUACCAUCAGUCGCACGCGCACGGCUCGGCCGACGACGACGAUACCAAAGACGUGGCCAGCUUGUCGGAGAACGACGAGAGCAACGCGGAGCCCCCUAGUCCAACGCGACCCAGCCCCCGACCCUCGCCGUCGGCGGCCGUCAAGGAGGAGGACAACAGUGUACCUGAGCCCGAGGUGGCCCCCAAGGCCAGCCCCGCCCCCGCCGUCGCGGCGCCCUCUGCGCCCGCGACGCCCGCCCCGGCCGCUGUGCCCGAGGUGCCCCAGCUGGCGGCGUCGCCGCUGCAGCCGCCCGUCACGCCGGACAAGGUCAUAAAGCCUGGCGUGGCGGCCGUCGCCGGUGUGCCCGGCGUGCUCCGCUUCGGCGUGCCUGAGGACGGGCAGACGCCGACGACGGGUGUGCAGGGAGCCCCGCCCGGGACGCAGCCAGGAGGACCCCCUACGCCGCAGGUCGUGGCGCCGGGAGUGCCGCCGACCCCGCAGGGCGCAACAGUGUUCGUGUCCAAGGGGCUGGUGACCCCUGUUGUGAACAACGCCAUCAGGACCGUGAAUGUGCCCCAGGUGAUGCAGGGGCUGGUGGGGCCUCACGGCGCCCACCCGCUGGUGCAGGCGCCAGGCGCGCCUAGUCAGCCGCCCACCAACCAGGGCCCGCCCGUUGGACCUGUGGGGCCCAUCGGACCCGUUGGAUCUUUGGGGCCCGUUGGAGCUGUGGGAGCCGUAGGACCCGUGGGACCCGUUGGACCCGUAGGGCCCGCGGGGACAACGAACGCGGUGGCGCAGGGGGCAGGGCCCGGGGCGGGACCCCAGGGUCCACAGGGCCCCCCCGUGGCCGUGGCCGUGUCCCUAACGCAGCCCAACGUGAUGCCCGUCACGACGCUGCCUGGUGCUCAGCCGACGUUGCAGCACAUCAUGCACACCACCAUCAACAAGGUGCCCCAGUUCAAGGUGAAGCCCGCGUCGGCGCUCAUGGCUGACGACAAGAAGGGCCCCGUGGCGCCCAACUCGCUGACGGCGUCUCCCACCAUGCCCUCUGUCAUGCCCGGUGGUGUGGGGCCCAACGCUGUCGGCAACGCCCUCAUCACUGCCAACAACAACAACCCCAACAGCAAGACGCCAAAUAACAAGAAGAAGGUGCGCAAGUCCCCCGCCGGAAGCCCCCACCCCAACCCCAGCGCGCCCAACUCCAUGGAGCAGCCCUUCGGCGUGGGUGACUCUGGUCGCGAGGGGGUGCAGAGCCCCGCGUACUCGGACAUCUCCGACGACGCAGCGCCCACCGUGGACGGGGAGGCGGACAAGACAAAGGCCGCCGACAAGAAGCCAGAGCCCGGUCCCCCAGGACACCCGUUGGCCCCGCACUUCUUCCCGUUCUACGGACAACCACCCUACCUGGUUCCCGCCGUGUCCGCCGACGGCAAGCUGCCUGGCGGCCCCAAGGACGGACUGGAUAAGGUUGGCGACAUGAAGGCGCUGGGCGACAAGGACAAGGUCCUGCCACAACACUUCCCCUACUACGGCUACGGCAUGCCUCCCGGCUACCCCUACGGCCUGGAGCCUGGCUACGCCAUGUCCGUCAUGCCAGUCGACGAGAAGGCGAAGGACGGCAAGAACAGCCCCAGCCCGGCGCUGCAGAGCGGCCCGGACCACAAGGCCCCCAUGGCCAGCCCCAUCAACGUGCCCAACCUCAACAAGAUCAAGGUGGAGCCCGGCAAGAAGGACAGUCACUCCAACGACAACCAUCAGAUCCUCAAGGAGAGCAUAGAGAUGAAGACUCAGAUGACGGGGUUCCUCUACGGCCGUCCGGGGGGUCCGGGACUUCCGGGACUUCAGCCUGGACAGAUUGGCGGGCCGCAGGGCCAGCAGGGGCCAGGACAGCAGGGCCCGGGUGGGCCGAUGAACCAGGGCCAGCCGGGCACACCUCAGCAGCAGCAGGGCCCUUUAGGGCAGGCCCCGCCUCCGGGUCAACCCCCGGGGGCGGGUCAGGGCGCCUCGGCGGAGGACAUGAGGCGGUACUACAACAACAUGUUCGGCCGCAAGGAUGGGCCCCAGGGCCCUUCACCCCAAGGCCCGCCUCCCCCUGGCAACCCACUCGGGGGCCCCAACCCCUCGCUGGCUGCGGGGUCUGGGCCGGGCCAGGGUCCCGGGGACCCGCGGGGCGACCCGCGCGACCUGCGGCCAGACCACCGCCAGGACCACAUGAGGCCCGACGUGCACCGGCCGGACCACCACCGAAUGGAGCACCGGCAGGACCAUCGAAUGGACCACCGGCAAGACCACCGGCAAGACCACCGGCAGGACCAUCGAAUGGACCACCGGCAGGAUCACCGGCAGGACCACCGGCAGGACCAUCGGCAAGAACACCCACCCCUGAAGGGCACCCCGCCGCCGGCCUCAAAGACCGGACUGUCCACGCCCAGCCCCAGCCCCAAGCACAAGGACGCCAAGGGCCGGGAGAGCGCCGACGAGAAGAAGCCCGAGGAGAAGAAGCAGGAGGGCGUCAAGCCGACCAUGGAGACGCAGGGGCCGCCACCGCCACCGACCUCGUCGUACGCCUACAUCCACCCCAGCUACAUGCAGGGCCCCCACUAUGGGGCGCUGCCCUUCGACCCCAACCACCCCGUGUACCGCAGCAUGAACCCCAUGCUGGUGCCCCAGUACCUGCACCCCGCCAUGAGCCCCGGCCUCAGCCCGGGCCUCGGCAACAUGCCCCGGUACCUCGCCCCGGAGGACCUGUCGCGGCCGCACCCCGGCGCGGCGAUGGGGGCGGGCCCCAAGGCGCUGGACCUGCUGCAGCACCACGCCAGCCAGUACUACUCCUCCCACAAGAUCCACGAGCUGCAGGAGCGGGCGCUUAAGUCGCCGACCCCGAAGGCUGUCUCGUCAAGCGCGUCGCCCUCCAGCGGCCACCAGCCUCACGGCGGCCCCCACAGCGGGCCUCACGGUGGACCUCACGGUGGGCCCCACGGCGGGCCUCCUGGCGGACCCCCGGGCGGACCCCAUGGUGGACCUCACGGCGGGCCCCUGGGUGGCGCGCACGGCGCGCAGCACGGCGGCCCCUCCCCCCAGUCAGUUCCCGCCAGCAACCCCCUGGGCCCACCCACCUCGACGGCGCCGGGCACGGGGGGGCUAGCCGGACCCCCGCAGGGCAAGCCGUCGCCUGCCGAGGGCAAAGACUCUAGAUCACCGCCUCCGCAGCGACAUGUGCACACCCACCACCAUACCCACCACGUUGGCCUCGGCUACCCUAUCCUGGCUGGCCAGUACCCGGCGACCUAUGGAGCAGCGGCAGUGCUUGCGAGCCAACAAGCUGCGGCUGUUGCAGCUACAGUCAUCAAUCCCUUUGCUCCCAAGUGAGUCCUGGGGCGAGUCCUCAUCAAGUCGAAAUGAAUGAGUCCUAUGAGGUUAUAGUUUAGGCUGCAACAAGCACUGGAAAGUGCCCAUGUACCAUUUCUUGUGCUAAGUUGAAUAUUUUUCUGUCCUAGUCUUUCCAACAUUGAUUCAUCCAAUGUCACGUUUAUGUUGUUUUAACGUAAGUUUUUACAAGACUGUAUAACACUGAAAAUGUAGUAGGACUUCCUUGUUGGAAGAAGCUUAUGACAUUUUUCAUCCUGAAAAUGUUAUCUUAUUUUAGCAUUCAGGAUAUGUUUGUGAUAGAGGUAUGUGGUUGUUCGAAUUCAAACUUGCUUUAUUCCAAGCUGUGGGUUUCAUUCACUAUUAGCCUAUAUGACUAGAUAGGAUAUAUAUUGUGCUGUAAAUGUUUUUAUUGCAAUUUCUGUAAGGUUCAUCUCAAGGUUGAGUUUGAACUUAGUUCUGUUUUCAAACCUCUAGCAUGUGAUUAUUAAUGUUAGAUGUUACUGUGAGUUACGGGCAGACUGCUAGCUUGGUGUUGUGCAUUGAGGUGGGCAGUGGGAACAAUUGACCAGUAACCCCAUGUUGGUGCAAUGAAAUCGUUUCUUCGUAAACAAAGAACUGGAAAUUUGAAUGUACAUGGGGAAAUGAGUCUACAAAUGGUAUAUUUGUGUCAGAAUUUAAAGGUGCUACUGGUUUUUAAAAAUCGACUUUUAAAAAUGUACAAAAGACAAAAGAUAUUUUAUCUUGGCAUUAGUUUCUGGAGAACAAAGAAAUUAACUUAGUUAUUUGUGCUGUAGCAGCUGAUUUGCUGAAAGCAUUACAUUUUUGGAAUUGGAUACCAAAUUUUGUAUAGUGUUAAUUCUAAUUCUUUUGUGCAUGUUUACCGAUUUUCUUUCAUUACAUUAUGGAAAGUUAAGUCUCUCCUCUUUCUUUUUUCAGUUCUAGUGGUAUUUCUUUUGCAAACCUGUACUGUUAUCUGAUUGGUCUCAAUUAUUCUUUCAUACAGUAUUUCUGCUAGUUCCAGUUCCUGCUGUUCAUGUCAUCUUGAAUAGCAGUUUUGCUUUAUACUAUUUGUUCUCUCUGCUUCUUUUAUAACUAGCCAUGUGCACACAUUCCAAGUAGGAUAUACUGCUGAUGAAAAAAGAGAUAAGAGAGGCACUUUUCAGAAAGGUCACAUCAUUCUUUGGUGAAAUAUGAGGAAAACGCUAAUGACGUGAAACUGAUGAAUUGAUCUUUUAUUGAUAUCUUUCAUUAUUUUAGGUGACAUGAUUUUGUAGAUGUUUUGUUCAAGCAGCCAAUUUACUCUGUAGAUAGAGAGGGCAAGCAUUAGUUUAUGUAUUUUUAAAGUUCUUUUUAGAGAAAAUAUUUGUGUACAUAAAAGCAACAAUUAUAUUUCAUUACUGUAAUUAUUACCAACAAUGAAAAACUAAAUUUUAGGAAAUCUGCUAAGGAUGUGACUGUAUUUAAAGAAAAUAUCCUGUGCAAAUGCUGUACAUUGAAAUGACAUUGUAAGCGAAAUUUAAACCUUUGCAAGCUUUAUGUUAUAAUUUUGUAAAUUACGUUGUUGGAUUUAAAUGCUAUAAAGUGUACUUAUAUGGUAAUUAUGUUCAUAUUUCCAAACGUUUUGUGUUAUCUGAAGUAUUAUUUUUACAUGCCUUGAAUCAAAAUUUCUCCAUUUUAUGUUCUUGUUUUCUUUCUUCUUUCUCUUUUCUUUAAUCUCGCUUACAUUGUUACCCUGAUAAAUUAAAUAAUGAGCAGUGAUUUUUUUUUA